Messenger RNA from Thlaspi arvense, 224 nucleotides. The record is from the annotation of a GenBank genome assembly. NCBI's taxonomy places the organism in Eukaryota, Viridiplantae, Streptophyta, Magnoliopsida, Brassicales, Brassicaceae.
AUCGCGAAUCUCCGGGCGCUUUGUUACCCCCCACGUUUUCUCUCGGAUUUACCGGGAAUCGAUCAGAUAUGAACUGGGUUCAACGAAAAAUCUACCUUUACAAUGUCACAUUCGGGCUCUACAUGCUUGAUUGGUGGGAACGAUACCUCUUCAAUGGUUUGAUGGUAGUCUUGAUGUGGUUCGUAGUAUACAACGGUACACGCUACUUUUCAGAACUCUUCAAG